Molecule: messenger RNA, 1275 nt
Organism: Panthera uncia (snow leopard)
Lineage: Eukaryota; Metazoa; Chordata; Mammalia; Carnivora; Felidae
Gene: PAPSS1
Product: 3'-phosphoadenosine 5'-phosphosulfate synthase 1
Exons: 6
Coding region: 292-1161 (289 amino acids)
Biological process (GO): sulfate assimilation; 3'-phosphoadenosine 5'-phosphosulfate biosynthetic process
Molecular function (GO): adenylylsulfate kinase activity; ATP binding
Source: RefSeq, a predicted model, not a curated record
GCGCUCGCUCCGUUGCAAGCGCCAAAACCCCACCCCCAGCUCCUGCCUAAGGUUCUGGCCCGCCGCUUCGCCCCUCCCCACAUACCUCUGCUCCAGAUCCAUUUCGGAGGCGCAACCAACGCGCCACGCAGUAGGAGGCACGAGCACGAGCGCGUGCGUACGUAAGCGCGCGCCGACUCGGGCGCAAGGAGGCCCCGCCUUUUCGUCCCGCCCCGCCCCGCCCCCGUCGGCCUCUCCUCCGGCUACUCUCCUGGCUUUUAGGAUCCCGGCACCCGCGCGCGCUCUGCAGCUAUGGAGGUACCUGGGAGCCUGUGCAAGAAAGUCAAGCUGAGCAAUAAUGCGCAGAACUGGGGGAUGCAGAGAGCAACUAAUGUCACCUAUCAAGCUCACCAUGUCAGCAGGAACAAGAGAGGUCAGGUCGUGGGGACCAGAGGUGGUUUUCGUGGCUGCACAGUUUGGCUGACAGGCUUGUCUGGAGCAGGAAAGACCACAGUGAGCAUGGCUCUGGAGGAGUACUUGGUUUGCCACGGUAUCCCAUGCUACACUUUGGAUGGUGACAACAUCCGUCAAGGCCUCAAUAAAAAUCUUGGCUUUAGUCCUGAAGACAGAGAAGAGAAUGUUCGACGCAUUGCAGAAGUUGCUAAGCUGUUUGCAGAUGCUGGCUUAGUGUGCAUCACAAGUUUUAUAUCCCCUUAUACUCAGGAUCGCAACAAUGCAAGGCAAAUUCAUGAGGGUGCAAGUUUACCGUUUUUUGAAGUAUUUGUUGAUGCUCCUCUGCAUGUUUGUGAACAGAGGGAUGUUAAAGGACUCUACAAAAAAGCACGGGCUGGAGAAAUUAAAGGUUUCACUGGAAUCGAUUCUGAGUAUGAAAAACCAGAGGCUCCAGAAUUGGUGCUGAAAACAGACUCCUGUGAUGUGAACGACUGUGUCCAGCAGGUUGUGGAACUUCUACAGGAACGGGAUAUCGUACCUGUGGAUGCCUCUUACGAAGUAAAAGAACUGUAUGUGCCAGAAAACAAACUCCAUCUGGCAAAAACAGAUGCAGAAACAUUGCCAGCAUUGAAAAUUAAUAAAGUAAGUGCUUUGUUGGUCUUCGUACCUAGUGAUUUAGCCUUAAUAUAUACUCACUAUCUGUAUACUUUGUUUUUUAGCUAUGUUUGAGGACAUGGGUACUGGUGGCUGGGGGUUAGUUGUAGUUUAUGUCACAAUUUCCAGGAUUUGGAAAUGUAUUUAAUGUAUUUAAUGUCAUAAGAUUUAUCUAUUUUGAAAUAGCAA